CGCGGGCCGGGCCAGGGGGCGCCUCGCUCGGCAGCGGCUCGCGAGUGCGAUGCAGUGAGGCAGGACGGGCGGGCGCGCUGGGCUGGGGACACGGCUGCGCUGCAGAGAUGUGACUCGGGCCGAGGGCCAGCAGGAGCAUCGGCGCUGCGGGGCCGCGGGGGUCGAGAGAAAGAUGAGAACCCACCAGGUGCUGGCUUUCCUCCUGCUCUUCGUGAUUGCCUCCGGGGCCUCUGAGAACACCAGCACGUCCCGGGGCUGCGGGCUGGACCUUCUCCCUCAGUACGUGUCCCUGUGCGACCUGGACACCAUCUGGGGCAUCGUGGUGGAGGCGGUGGCGGGGGCGGGCGCCCUGAUCACACUGCUCCUGACGCUCGUCCUCCUGGUGCGCCUGCCGUUCAUCAAGGACAAGGAGAAGAAGGACCCCGUGGGCCUCCACUUCCUCUUCCUCCUGGGCACCCUGGGCCUCUUUGGCCUGACGUUCGCCUUCAUCAUCCGGGAGGAUGAGACCAUCUGCUCCGUCCGCCGGUUCCUCUGGGGCGUCCUCUUCGCGCUCUGCUUCUCCUGUCUGCUGAGCCAGGCGUGGCGCGUGCGGAGGCUGGUGCGCCACGGCAAGAGCCCGUCGGGCUGGCAGCUGGUGGGCGUGGCCCUGUGCCUGAUGCUCGUGCAGGUCAUCAUCGCCAUCGAGUGGCUGGUGCUGACCGUGCUGCGUGACGAGAAGCCGGCCUGUGCCUACGAGCCGAUGGACUUCGCGAUGGCCCUCAUCUACGACAUGGUACUGCUCGUGGCCACCCUGGGGCUGGCCCUCUUCACGCUGUGUGGCAAGUUCAAGAAGUGGAAGCAGAACGGGGUCUGCAUCCUGGUCACGGCCUUCCUCUCCGUGCUCAUCUGGGUGGCCUGGAUGACCAUGUACCUCUUCGGCAAUGCGGAGCUGCGGCAGGGAGACGCCUGGGGAGACCCCACCUUGGCCAUCACGCUGGUGGCCAGUGGCUGGGUCUUCGUCAUCUUCCAUGCCAUCCCGGAGAUCCACUGCACCAUCCUGCCCGCCCCGCAGGAGAACACACCCAACUACUUCGACACGUCGCAGCCGAGGAUGCGGGAGACGGCGUUUGAGGAGGACGUGCAGCUGCCGCGGACCUACAUGGAAAACAAGGCUUUCUCGAUGGACGAACACAAUGCAGCUCUCCGAACAGGAUUUCGCAAUGGCAGCUUGGGAAACAGACCCAGCGCUCCGUUCAGAAGUAACGUGUAUCAGCCAACGGAGAUGGCGGUUGUGCUCAACGGGGGGACUAUCCCAACUGCUCCGCCAAGUUACACUGGAAGACACCUCUGGUGAAAGACUUUAAGUUCCAGAGAAUAAGAAUCUCUCUUACCGAUUUUAUUCCCUGGCCGUGUCUUUCUUGAGGGAGAAAUCAGUAACAGUAGCUGAACAAGGCCGCCUCGCAGCCAGGAGAUUUGGAAAUCCUAGACAAGGGGAUUUUGUGUAAAUGUGAACACUGCUGAACUGAAAAAGCUAACACCGACUGCCCUCCCCUCCCCUGCCCCUCACACACACACACACACACACACACACACACACACACACACCUAAUACCAAACCAACCUCAAACCCUGCAAACUAAAGCAAAGCUAAUUGCAAAUAGGAUUAGGCUCAUUCGAACAUGUGGCUGGGAAGACUGCUUCAUCCUCUGGGUGUAGAACAGAACCAAGUUCACAGCCAGUGGGCCAGGCUGAUGUUGGUUGAACAUGGAGAUCCCACACCAUUGCCCCUCCCCAGCAAGUGCUGGACCUCAGGCAGCCUCUUGGAGAUGACCAUUUCACUGAGGAGGAGGAUGAAUUGUGGCUUUCCCACAGGCCUGCCUCUUGGUUUUCACAUUUCAGGGGGGUCAGGAGCAGUUAAGGAGAUUGUGAGUGUGAUUCCGAGGCGAGGCCCAACCGAAUCAUGGGGAGAGCUUUAAAAGCAGUGGUGGAGGGAGCCUGCCACGUGCCAAAGAAGAAAAGGCUGUCUGGGAGUUGAAGGGACCAUCACACUUAGAAAGUGGCAGCCAGCCACUGUUCCUUCUCUGGGCCUCUUGCUCUGCCGUUGAUGGCAGGAAGCAAGCAUGCCUCCUUCUGCGGGGCAGUUUCUGGCUGGGGCAGCCAUCUCUCCCCUGAUCACCUCUCCCUCUUCCCUCCUCAUGAGUCUUCCUCCAGCCCUUCCCCAGUUCUAUCCCCAUGUCCAUUUCAAAAGCUCAAACGGGGCCACCAGCUCAAAGUGCACUAGCUUGGCCAGGAGGCCAAUGCCACAGCAGAUUUUCCAUGAUGCUGUCACCUGGCAGGGGUGCCUCAGGGUGGAGAGGUAACGCCUGCUGCCUAGCAAGCAGUGAGUUCUUGGGUCUUCUAUGCGGAUGUAGUGAAAGGUCCAGGGUGGGGUGGAGCACGUGAGGGUUUCUUGCUGCUUUGGGGAGGGUAUGGGGGACAUUUUUGUCUUGGUUUUCUGCAAGUUCCAUGAAAAUGGUUCUCUUCAAAGCCCAUUGUUUCUGUCAUGGUUUCCGUCUGUCCUCAGCAAGUCAUUCCUUUAUUUGGCAUUUCGAACAUCUCGGCCAUUAAAAGCCCCAUGUUCUCUGCACUGUUUGGCCAGUAUAAUCGCUAGCAAUGAUUCAAAGCAAAGAGUUUUAACCUGACGGCAUGGAAUGUAUAAAUGAGGGUAGGUCCUUUUGCAUAUACUCUAAUCACUGUAUUGCUUUUUUCUAUAAAACCAACCCAUAAGCCUUUAACCUUUAAAGAAAAUGAAAAAGGUUAGUGUUUGGGGGGGGAAACUGACCUCUUCAUAAGCCGGUAUGUCUGAGCUGAGUAUGUUUUAAUAAACCUUCUGAUUUUUCUCGA
Molecule: messenger RNA, 2862 nt
Organism: Eubalaena glacialis (North Atlantic right whale)
Lineage: Eukaryota; Metazoa; Chordata; Mammalia; Artiodactyla; Balaenidae
Gene: GPRC5B
Product: G protein-coupled receptor class C group 5 member B
Exons: 4
Coding region: 173-1333 (386 amino acids)
Biological process (GO): G protein-coupled receptor signaling pathway
Cellular component (GO): signaling receptor complex; extracellular exosome; intracellular membrane-bounded organelle
Molecular function (GO): protein kinase binding; G protein-coupled receptor activity; protein kinase activator activity
Source: RefSeq, a predicted model, not a curated record